Molecule: messenger RNA, 2830 nt
Organism: Marchantia polymorpha subsp. ruderalis
Lineage: Eukaryota; Viridiplantae; Streptophyta; Marchantiopsida; Marchantiales; Marchantiaceae
Source: the annotation of a GenBank genome assembly
UUUUCUUUCAUGAAGCUCACUCAGCAUCAUCAAACAUCAAAGUAUCUAAAACUUCUCAACGUCUGUUUCCGUGACACGUUCUGUUUCCUUUUCCGUAUUCUGUCUGUCAUCCAUUUGCUUACACGACGCAUUGGGAGUCAAGGAGCGGAUUUGGCGUUCGUCGCUGAGAUGUGGAGCUGCGGAAAAAUUGCACUGUUUUAGGUUGUGAGGCCGACGCUGCUGAGAUCGAGAUUGCAGUGAUCUGCACCAGCGACGCUCGGUGCGAUCUAUCAUCGCUGUGGAAAGAAUGAAGGAAAUUUUGACGCUUCAAGUAGGAGGUUACGCGAAUUUCGUCGGGUCUCAUUUUUGGAAUUUCCAGGAUGAAAUUCUUGGAUUGGGAGAAGAUGGCUGCGAGGAUGCAAUGAUUCCUACUCACGGCUUGAAUAUGGGCGUGCUUUACAGACAGGGUGAAACGCGGCAGCGGAUAGCAACAUACACUCCACGCUUAUUGUCCAUUGACUUACGUGGAAGCUCAGGUGCCGUAAAUCCAUCUGGAAGCUUGUAUGAGCGACCUCCUGCAGCUGAACUCAACUCUAUCACAACCUGGCAUGGACCUGCAGCGACGUUUAGAGCGGAGCGGUAUGAGAAAAACAAGUUUUUGCAAAGCUUGGACGAGGAAGAAAAAUGGUUGUCAGGAGGAGCUCAAGGCCUUGAUCAUACUCGUGCCGAGACCAGUUCACGAGAUGCCACCGACCUGGCAACCCAAGAAGCGCAUGUGCGGGAAGCAAAAGAACAAGAACGAGCUGUGAUUCAAAGUCUAGAAGACGGAGUCCAAUUCUCAACCGAUUAUUUGAAGGCUCAACUCCACCCCUCGAGCACGUACGAAAUUGCAGGGUUAUGGCAGGGGGUGACUUCAUUCGAGGACUACGGUUGUGGCCAGGGCCUUUUCUCUACUGGGGAGCAAGCUGAAGAAAUACGUGACAAAGUCCGAUUCUUUGUGGAGGAGUGUGACUCUAUACAGGGCUUUCAAUGUAUCGUCGACGACUCAGGUGGAUUUUCUGCAGUUGCAGCAGACUUUCUGGAAGACCUUGCAGAUGAAUAUGGAAGAACACCUGUUUCCUUGUUCACAGUGCGAGCUCCAAAGAGAGUUCAAGAGUCAAAAAGCACCAACAGGCAGAUUGUUCGUGCUCUUCAUGAUUCUGUCUCAUUAGCAAGACUUGCUGCUGUUGCUCAACUUACGAUUCCUCUGGGGCUUUCGCAACUUGCAACAAGUUCAUUUGCGGAACACCUAGUGAUUAAAGAUGAGAAGGAUUUCCACACAAGCGCAGUGUAUGCAGCUGCCAUAAACUGCAUCACCUUACCCUACAGAAUGGAAGGUUCCGGACCAUCCAUUACCUCACAAAAAGCUGGUUUGGGCAGCCUGGAUAUGGGUAGCGCCUUGCGGUUAGUUUCAUGCUCGUCCUCAAGGAGAGUAGCUUUGUUGGAAGCGAAUUUGCCCUCACCCGCUUUAUGUGACAUUCAAGGUCAAAGUGUCUAUAAUGUGCAAAAGCUAUCACCGUUAACUCCAAGCACAGGAAAAGCUACCAAUGGAAGUCAUGUUGCAGAGAUGAUGGUUCUUCAGGGUACACAGUUACCAGGAUCCGGAGUACCAGCCACAAUCGCCCAAGUACAGGAAAGUGUUGCCAAGGCCGGCGAAAUAGCUGUUAAAGCUCGCAGAAACUCGAGGCAGAGCUUGAGGAUCAGCCAUCUUGCAGUAUCUCAGUGCCCACUGGCAGUCCCCUUACCUUUUCCGUGUAUUUUUUCAUCUUACAUUGGGAAGUAUGGGAAUAUAUUACCGCGGCCCAAUGUGAUUAGUAAGCAAGGUAGAGGUGGUAUUGAUGUAAUUUCUGCGCCUGUUGCUGCAAGGGUAAGCACGAGUAGAGGUAUACUUCCCUUCAUUAAACGGAGGUCACUAGACAUGCAACAGUUAGCUCUUGCCCGUUCAACAACAGGUCCUUCAUUAAUGCAGGACUGGGGUUUUGCAAGGGAAGAGGUACAAGAACUAAGUGAAAGUCUGUCAAGUAUGAUAGCUGCUUAUGGUGACGAGGUUGAGAGUGAUACUUCUGAUACCGACUGAAGAUAUCGAAAAUCUUGCGUAUGGGCAGAGAAUCAGUGCAAAGUGAUGCAGCUAUGAGUUUAUGAGACGUGUCUAGUGAGAAAGUGAUGACAGGACUUUGUCGACAGGUCUUACAAUAGUGAUGUUACAUGGAGUUGGACGGCUAAAAUUCGGAUUAGAUGAUGAUUGGCUAUCAUCCUUUAGACCUCUAGAUGGCGUGAAGCCAGUAGUUAUCUUGGUAUGAGAUUCUUUUGUUGGCAAGGCAGUUUUGUUAGGGAUGUUUAUAUGCUGAGCCUUCGAGCACGUGGAUUGGUCUUUCUUUGAGAUCAGGAGAGGGUCGGAUGGGGAGGUUAAUUUGAAGUUUACAGUAAAGGGAAAUACUUUCACCUUCGAGUCAAGGCACUUGUGCAUGCAUUGCUAGAUUCAGGGUAUAUUUCAUAUUAAGGUCUGAGAUGGUCUAUAUUUUCUGACAUACUGGAAGCGAGAUACCCACAUGCUCACAGGGCCCUCUGAAGAUUAUUAUUGAAGGUAAAUUUCGUCGCCCUGCCUACAACGACACAUUUAGCUACAGCCUUUCGAAAGUUCGAAAGUCCGAAAGACUGGCUCUUACGCAGCUACUUAUACCCUGUGUUACUCACUGAGGAAUUCGUGGCGUAUAGCAGUUGUUUUUGGGUAUGAUCCAAGUGUUAUGAUAUUUGCCCACGGACAAGAUCAUGGUGAUUGAUGUUCAAGAAUAUGCACUUUCCGUCUACAGUA